CCCGCCCCCGGCUCCGGCUCCAGCUCCACCUCCGGCCCCGGCCCCGGCUCCGGCGGCAGAGGGAGAGAUACAGCCGGUGGCCCCGGCUGCGGCGGCAGAGGGACAGGGGCAGGCGGUGGCCCCGGCUCCGGCUCCGGCUGCGGCGGCGGAGGUGGAGGACGCGAACGCGAACGCGCCGCCGCCCGGGGUGGUGAUGGUGGACCUGAUGGGGGCGCCGGGGACGCGCUGGGGGCUCGGCACCCGCCUCGCGCAGGCGCUCCUCGCGGCCGCCGCCAUCGGCUUCAUGGCCUCCACCGACGACUUCAACGAGGUCACCGCCUUCCGCCUCCUCGUAACAGCAGAGGCCUUGCAAUGCCUGUGGAGCCUCGCUCUGGCCGCCGUUGACGUCUACGCACUUCUUGUCAAGCGCGCCUUCCGGACUCCUCGAGCUACCACCAUAUAUUCCAUUGGGGACUGGGUCACGGGAGCACUGACCUUCGCUGCAGCGAGCGGAUCGGCAGGCAUCACCGUUCUCAUCAACGACGACCUGAUGAUGUGCUCGGAGAACCACUGCCCGAGCUUCAUGGCCUCCACCUCCAUGGCUUUCUUCACCUGGUUCGCGAUCGCGCCGUCCUGCCUCUUUAACCUCAUGACAGCGGUGUACCGAGUGCAGAGGGCGUAGUUUGUGGGGCUGUUUUAACGAACUAGGUGGCACAUCUAAUUAUAUAACCGUACUCAUGACCGAGAUGCGAUGGACGGAUGCGCGUCGAAUAGCGUAUAUUAUCGACAUUUCUGUAGUAAUUAGGUAGUAGCUUUGAUGCUCGGAAGGGUGGUUGUGAAGCUCUGCAUUUUAUUUUCAGCAGUGUAUGCAUGUAUGCCUUCUUAUUAUGUGAGGCUGGGCUGGUGGUUGUGAACUGGAGAUGAACUAACUGAUAGAGCUCAAGGUUGGUUA
Molecule: messenger RNA, 931 nt
Organism: Triticum aestivum (bread wheat)
Lineage: Eukaryota; Viridiplantae; Streptophyta; Magnoliopsida; Poales; Poaceae
Product: CASP-like protein 5A3
Cellular component (GO): membrane
Source: RefSeq, a predicted model, not a curated record